Messenger RNA from Adineta steineri, 648 nucleotides. NCBI's taxonomy places the organism in Eukaryota, Metazoa, Rotifera, Eurotatoria, Adinetida, Adinetidae. The record is from the annotation of a GenBank genome assembly.
AUGUCAUCCGUUGAUACUUCUGACAUAUACUAUCCACUAUCAUGGAUUAAAACUACAACAGAUCUUAUCUUUGGUUUAUUCAGUAGUCCUCAGAAAACAAAACGUUCAUUACCAGAGGAAGCUGAAUGUGGUUCUAUAGAUGGUAUUAAAUGUUGGCUUCGUGAAGGUGCUGAUAUUGAUGCACAGGAUGCAUAUGGUUAUACACCAUUAAUGAAUGCUGCUAUGCUUGGUCGACUUGAUGUUGUUAAAGCAUUAAUUGAAGCAGGAGCUGAUAUACAAAAACCAGGUCAAUUUGGUUAUACAGCUUUACAUGCUGCUGCUCAAAGCGGACAUUUAGAUGUUGUACAAGCUCUUGUUAAAUAUGGAGCUAGUGUUAAUUGUAAAAAUCAAGAUGGUGAUAUUCCUCUUAUUCUUGCUGUUCGUGGAACUCAUGCGGAAAUUAUUGAUUAUUUAUUAAAAUCCGGUUCGGAUAUACAUCAAAAUGGUUGGCUUGGACAAUCUGCAGUUCAUACAGCUAUUGCUAAUGGUGAUCAAGCAACAGCUGAUACAUUAUUAAAUCGUGAAAUGAUGAUUGGAUGUUCAUGUUCUGAAUCACAUCGUCAUGCUCGCGAACAUCUUCGACAAACAUCAUAUUCAUCACAAGAUUAA